AUGAAAUCACAGAAGGUAUUCAAGGAAAAAGAGAGCAUAGUGGUAGAAGGGCCAUAAAAGAGGAAAAAUUACGAUAGACUCGAGACUCACGAUGAGACUUAGGAUGAGAUACAAGCACAUGCAUAGUCAAAGAGGCAGUCGAAAGAAUAUGACGCUGAUUUUGAAGAGGAAUUCAAUCUAACUGAGAGAUAAGUAAAAGCAUUAAAGAGAGAGGCAAGGAAAAGAAAGUGGGUGAGAAGACUUCACUAUGUCAAUGAUAAGGGCUAGGCAUUAUGUAAUAAUAUAUACUGGUUAUCUAAACAGAAAAUAGGUUGGGUAUUAGGUUCAGCACUACUGAUAUACAAAACGAAUUUUUUCAGGCAGGUCUGGGAGAACCCACAUAAGGUGAUGUUUUUCUUUGAUUUAGCUAUGAUUGGAAUUGGAAUCAACAUAGCUUUUAUGAUUUAUAUGACUGUGUAUCUUCCCUAUAUAAAAGGGAUAAAGGAGGAUUUUGAGACUUACUGCCCUCAACUAAUUCCUGUCAUUACUAUUGUGGGAAUAUUAUCUUUUUUCAGUUUCAUCAUUGCAUUAUGGCCUAUAUGGGGACUAUUAACUCCUAUUUUCAUGUUCAUUCUAUUUAUGGGUUAUACAAUGUUCUUGUUAUUCUUACCUGGAGGCUUCAUUGGCACACUAUUUUUCUGGGCAUUGAUGCUAGGAAUGGCAACAGUCAGUCAUUUGAUCCCUCAUGAUCCUGAAUCAGUUUUCAAUAGUUGA
Messenger RNA from Stylonychia lemnae, 753 nucleotides. The record is from the annotation of a GenBank genome assembly. NCBI's taxonomy places the organism in Eukaryota, Ciliophora, Spirotrichea, Sporadotrichida, Oxytrichidae.